Molecule: messenger RNA, 7993 nt
Organism: Scomber scombrus (Atlantic mackerel)
Lineage: Eukaryota; Metazoa; Chordata; Actinopteri; Scombriformes; Scombridae
Gene: atf6b
Product: activating transcription factor 6 beta
Exons: 17
Coding region: 170-2296 (708 amino acids)
Biological process (GO): endoplasmic reticulum unfolded protein response; regulation of transcription by RNA polymerase II
Cellular component (GO): nucleus
Molecular function (GO): DNA-binding transcription factor activity, RNA polymerase II-specific; RNA polymerase II cis-regulatory region sequence-specific DNA binding
Source: RefSeq, a predicted model, not a curated record
CACCCAUCUAUCGACCGGAGAGACUAACUAAAACAUUAAAAAAAACACUCUUCCACUGUAGUAAAACCUCUGUUAUCUUUAUAUACUGAACGCAAGUCCCGUCUGGUGUUACUGAGGUAUCUUGAUGUUAGCUUAGCAGUGCGUAGCGUGUUUGUGUAGCUAGGAGGAGAUGAGUGCGGAUCUACUGUCUGAUUUGGAAACUCGCUUCUUCGCUGAUAACCUGCUAACCAGCGAAGACUGGGAUGCCUGCCUGUACCAGUGUGAGAGUAUGGAGGAGGGCGAGGACGCAGACUUCAGCCGGGGGAUAAAAUACGAGGCGGCGUCGUUUGACAACGACCUCGUGCUCACUCUCGAUCCUGACAACCCCACGUCGCCAUGGCAACACCUCGACGACAACCUGCUCACAGGCGAAGCUCCUGUGAUAAAAAGUGAGAUGACGAUUGCUCAGGCUUUACCGGUGGAAAUGUUGUUUCAGGUGAAAGCUGAGCCUCCGUCUCCUGCGUCCUCGCUCGGCUCCGACUGCUCCGCCUCGUCUCCUGAUCCACAGAUCACAGUUAAAGGUGAAAACCCUCCGACUCCUCCCUACAUGUACGGAGAUGUGCUGUCGCCGCCGCUCGGCUCCAUGGAGGUUACCGUGGCGACGUCGGGACUCGGCCUGCGGCAGGCGCAGAUUCCCGCCGGUGUGACGCAGACGCAGCUAACGACACAGAUCCCUGCGGUGAUCAGCGGGAUCCAGACGCAGGCUGCAGUCUUGCCUUCGUCCACGCUGAAGGCGAGCAGCAUCCUGAGCACCAAACCUCCCAUCCAGCCCCGACCCGUUUGUGUCACCUCGCUCCCCAAAACACCAACACCAGCUAAGACCCUGAUCCUGCAGGGAAUCCCCAACAUGGACCAGACCAGACCUGUCGUUCUCUCUCAGUCAGUGUGUCUCGGUUCGGCUCCAGCCAUCGUCAAAAUGGAGCCCGUCUCUCCCAGCAUCCCUCAGCACUGCUCCAGCCCGACGGCCCAACCCGCCGCCAGCAAACCCAUCGUCCCGGCAACCACAACGUUACCUGGCAACAACUCAAACGACAUCGACAUGAAGGUGCUGAAGCGGCAGCAGAGGAUGAUAAAGAACCGGGAGUCGGCCUGCCAGUCGAGGAAGAAGAAGAAGGAGUACCUGCAGAACCUGGAGGCGCAGCUCAGGGAGGCGCAGCAGGAGAACGAGCGGCUCCGCAGGGAGAACCAGGCACUGAGGGAGAGACUGGCAGGGAAAGAGGGCAGCGACUCUGCGACUAACAAACGAGCCGUCUGCGUCAUGGCUGUUCUGCUGUUCAUGACAUUCAGCUUCGGACCCGUCAGCAUCACAGACAGGAAGCUGUCGACGGACCUGCAGGAAGGAGUGAUGUCAUACACAGGCCGACGGCUGCUGGAAGAACGACAUCAUCAACCGCAUCAUCAGCCGCAGGCGCCUGUUCAGCCUGCGAGCAGAGAGGAGGACAAGACGGAGACGGAGGAGGACGGAGACGCAGAACUCAACGCAGCAGAGUCGUAUCAGUUCAGGAACUUGAGCGACGUGUUCAGUGACAUGAAGGAUCUGGUUCUGCAGGACAUCGACCGUUACUUCAGCUCAUCCGACUGCCGACAGUUCAACCGCUCCGAAUCUCUCAGGCUGGCAGACGAGCUGAGAGGUUGGGUUCAUCGACAUCAGAUCGACCGUAAGAAGUCCGGAGGGAAACCAAAGAUCGCCAAGAAGGCCAAGAUCGCCCAGCAGAAAGCUCAGCUGAGGAAGACAAACAUCUCCAGAUAUCUGCCGAUCCAGACUCACCGCACCUUGGAAAGUCAGCUGCAGGUACUCGCUGGUCCCGAGGUCACAUACAACGACUUCCUGGACGCCAUCGACCGCAGAGAGGACACGUUCUACGUUGUCUCUUUCAGACGGGACCAUCUGCUGUUACCUGCCAUCAGCCACAAUAAGACCAGCCGACCCAAAAUGUCUCUGGUCAUGCCGGCAAUGUCUGUCAACGAGAGCCUGUAUAAUUCCUCUCAGGGCUACGAGAUGAUGAUGCAAGUCGACUGCGAGGUCAUGGACACUCGCAUCGUCCCCAUCAAGUCCUCGGCCGUGCCCCCGUCACUCCGCGACCCUCCUCCGCCUCCCCCCUCCGCCCACCACAACUCUCACCAUCACCACGGCAACCACACUUCGCUCCGAGGACGCCACCACCCUCACCCUUCCUCCUCCCCCUCUCAGCGGCAACCUUUGCCCGUCCGACGACGGCCGGCGGAGUAUCUAAUCAGCCAAUCGGAUGGGGUUUGAUUAGCCGUUGCCAUGGUGAUCACAGCAGGUGAUGGGGGGAAAAGAAGAGGCGGAUAGGAAAGGCGGUUUCGGGAGGAAGAGAGGUGACAGUUAAAGGUUUGAAGCUUGGAGCAAAAGUCCAAGACAAACUUUUAAACUCAUUUCUUCUUAGAUAGUAAAGUCGUGAUACUUUCCUCAGGUACCACUUCUCCUCUACGACUCGUCUCUUCUUCCUGGAAAAGUUACACAUACUGUAGUUUCCUGGAAAGAGGAAAUUCAGGAAAACCUCCAACAAACAUCUGUAAAAAGGAUUUUAAUCAGUAUUUGAAGCAUUUACUGUUAAAAACCUCAAAACGGUUGAAAAAGAUUAAAAUAGAUUCCUCUUUAGAAGAAAAAUAAAAUCCUAAUAUAUAAAUAUAAAAAUAGAUUCCUAAAAAAAAUUGAGAGUUGGAUGCAGACACACAGCAGCACACUGCACUUAGAAACAGUGCUGCCUUGUAAUAUUUAAUAGUGAAAAUGUGCCGUUUGAAUGAAGCGUGGUUCCUGAAGAAGAGCAGAGACGACCAGCUCUAAAGUUUGUGUCUCAUCAACAGUUUGUGUCUGUUUUAAACGAGCUGCACAGUUACAGCUGCAACACCAAGAUAAAGUAGAUCCACUAACUAACCUUUAUUUUCAUUUUUUCGAUUUAUGCUUUCGGUCUAUAAAACGUCAGAUGACAAACAUGAAAUAUGAUGAUCUAAAUGUUGUCGUGUUUUCCGACCUUUCUGACUCGUACAUCACUAAAGUAAAUAUUUGUUGUUUUGUCUAUUUUCCUUGUUUAAUUUGAUGUUUGAGAAAUUACAAUAAGUGAAACAUACACAAUAAUUCACAAGAAUGAUCAGAGGAACAGUCUGUCAAUCAUCUCAAAAUAACCCACAUUUAUCCAGUCAAAAAAAGCACAAAGUGACACAUUUCAUUGUCUUAUUGUUUGAUAAAAAGUCCAAAAUAUUCAGUUUACAAUCACAUGAAACCAGGAAAAAGCAGCAAAUUCUCAUUUCAGAACAAGCAACCAUCAAUAUUUUUGCUUUUUUGGUUAAAAAAACGACUCACGAUGAAAUCAAUGAUCCACAAUAGUUGCAGAUCAACAUCUUUCAUUGUCAUGCAGUUUUCUUUCUUUGCACUUUCUGCUUUGUGUCUGUUCUCAGUCAGUCAGAUCAGCAAUAACGCCGUUUAUUAACCAUGUGAGGUGAAGUGGUGACGUGUGGAUCAGGCAGGUGUAACUGUGCAGCUGCAGCACGAUGACGGCUUCGCUCUCACUCCUGGUUUCUGUCGAGUUUGUAUAUUUGUGUUGUUGUGACUCUCGGUUGUAAUCAGAAAGAAAAAAGAAAGGUGCAGUCUGGAUGUUCGGUGUUAAGGCUGACGGCUGCUGAGGUGAAGCAGGAUCUUGUUUAAGAGCUCAAGAAACUGAUAUCAGAUGUUUGCAGCUGCUUUUCACUGAUGUGUUGGAAUCAGGACAUUUUACCAGGACUGCAACUAACAAGUAUCUUCAUUAUUGAUAUCGAUUGUCUAUAAAAUGUGACUGUUAUGACCUCGGCCUAGGGGAAACCUGGCUGCCUUCCCAUCCCCAAGAAUGUGCAGCCAAACCAUGGUUGGAGUUCCAGAAAAUAGCCGUUUUAUUCUUUACUUCGGACAGGAGAAGUGCCCAAAACAUUAAAUAAAAACUUCUAAACCUGAUCUUACCUCGCACAGAAAACAAAAGACAAAAACUUGAACCUAACUCCUCAACGCAUAAACAGGAGACAAAAUGUUUCAAAAAAAAAAAAAAGGCUUCUCCUCCCUACCUUUGGCUAUCUUGGGUGACAAACAGGAAUUAUUUACACUAUGUACAAAUCAGCAAGACUGUUUCACAAACAGCACACAUGUUAAGUACUUAAGGCCCAUUUAUGCUCAACGUACGUACGAAAAUGUCUGUCCUUUUCAAACGAUGUUACCGUCACUGCUCACAUACUUCCAUGCGUCCUUUACGUUGGCAUUGAUGUUAACCAAUACAUCCACCAGGGGGCAGCGCAGAGUCAAACGUUUAUGACAACAACAAACUGAACAAAAACAUACGUUUACCCCUUUGCCCAGGCGAAGUAACAUCAUAUAUGUGUCAAAAGUUUCUUUUUAACUCGCACAAACGUUCUUCAAAAAGUUCCGCCAUUGUUAUUUCUUCUUCGUGUCUCACUUGUGCUUCGUAUCGGGUAGUGACAGCAACACUGCCCCUACGGUUUCCGGUGGUACUGCUCCGUUUGGUCCGUAUCCGUAAACUUUUUGGCAACAUGCAGAAAUACGGACGAAUGGAACACGGAGGACGAACAGAAGGUUCCCUCCGUAUCUGUAUCCAUAUUUAACGUUGAGCAUAAAUGGGUCUGUAGUCUAGCAGAUCUCACAGAAACAACCAGCAGCACGGCCUCCAUUGUUGGGAGUUGUGGGAAGGAGAGAAGGGUAGAGGUCCAGCAGCAGCCAGUUUAAAAAGCCAGGCCCAGCCAAUCAGUCAGCAGCCAGCAGCCAGAACACCUGCAGCCAAUCACCCAAACACAAACCCUGAUUUGCAGUCACUGAGAGCUGGGAGAGAGAAAGCUGUCACAACACAGGCAAAACAAAACAUGGCCCAGAACCACAAUAACAGUGACAAAAAGGCCCGUUAUCAUUUCUUAGAACCCAGCAAAUGUCUCUUUCUGUCUCAUUAACGUCACAAAUCAGUUCAGGGCUGCAUGUCAUGAUCCUUUCCUUUCCUUCACAAGUACUAAAACUAUUAUUAUUCUAUCAACUCUGUCGGAUUGAUCAUCUAUCGGUUGAUUUAUCGACUAAAACUAAACCACUUCAGAGAUCCUGCUUCAUGUGGCGUCUGUCAGAUUUAUCAUGUCUCUUUGUUUUUUAAUAGAGAAAUCAUUUGUUGUGUUUUGAACGAGGGAUUAUUUAAUAGUUGUAAAUAUCAGUGUUCAAUGUGUAGAUAUUUUGUUUAUUUUUGUCACUUUUUUAUGUUUGUUUUUUUUAUCUUUAUGGGGUUUUUUUUGGAGAACAAAAGAAAAAGAGAAAAAAGAAGAAAUGUGUUUGUGGGAAAAACGAAGCUCGCAGUGAAACAAACAUGUUGAUGUUUGUUGGACCAACGUUACUCACUCUGUGCUCAUCGUUUCAACUCAGGAUCUUCUGUCCUGAUACAUUAUAUUUAUGGAAAUAUAUAUUAACACUGAUUUUUGUUUGUUUGUUUUUUAUAUAUUGUACAGAAUCCGCUUCGUGCUUUGACUUUGUUUAAAAAAAUACUGAAAUAGACCCAGAAAAGAUGAAUUACUGCUUCUGUUAUCGCCACAGAUCAAUAUCUUUUGUCAAACAACCAAUUUUUCUGACCAAAAAAAAAAGCUUCUGAAGUUCUUUAUUUCGUACAAAAACGUGUCUUAUCUUGACUUUCUUCCGAUGCCGCUCAAACUCGUGUUUUUGCGUUUUAGUUUUUUUUUCCUCAUUUGAAUUUUUUCAGAUCUAAAAGGAAGGGUCGUUCCUCCAAUUUUAACAUCGGUGGAGAUAAGUUAAUCUGUCGAGGUUAGUCACGCUCCGUCUCCGAAAACAGGUGUAAAUAACCCUGAUGAUGUCAUCAGGGUUAUUUUUGGCAAUGAGCUUGGAGACGACGUGAGGAAGGGUUUAACGGCAGAUGCAAUCCUUUUAUAAAAAGUAAUUUGGUCUGUAAGAUGUUGGGAGAAUUGGGGAAAAUGUUGACACAGUUGAGUUGAUCAUGGGAAAUGUAGUGUUUUGGGGUUUUUUACUCAGAUUUGAGACUAGAUUCCUGAUUGCGAUUUUCCGAGUCUUCUAAUAUUAAACAUCAGCUGAUAUAUCCAAUCUGAUGUAUCAAAACAUUAAAAUCUGAAUGUGACUCUGAUCCUCUACAGAGAAGAUGUCUCACUCUGUCUAAACUACAGAAACACUCUGAUUGUACAGCAGUGUUACAGAGUGGAGCGUCUUCCCUCACAGAUGAUCUUUGGCUGAGUACAACAGAGUCAGAGUUUAGAGAAUAUGAUUAUUAAACCAACCAGAACAUCAGAACUCAAUAAAGAGACUAAAAUCGUCAUCUCUGCUUUAAAACAACACUGACAGAAACAACAAAGAUAAACAAUCAAUGAACUAAAAACUUCUUAUUUACAUGUUAGUGUAAAAACAACCUGAAUCGUUUUUGUUGAAAUGAGAAUUAAGUAGAUAUGAGAGAUGAAUUAAUAGACAUGGAAACUAAAUAGAAAUAUAAUAGUCAGAGUAAAACUGUGGAAACUAUAAUAAAAUAUAUAAAUAUAAAAAAUAAUGACAUGAUUAGCUGCCUCUGAAGAACUCCUUAUGGCCUGAACAUCUUUGUUUUUUCUCUUUUUUUAUAUUUGUGAAUCUCAUUUUUUUUUUAUACUGAUUGAAUUGUUACUUUUUGUGUAAAGAAAUGCAAAUAUGGGGAAAAAAAGAGAAAAAAAUGUUGAUAUGAAGUUAAACGGUAACAACUGAAUCCAGUUCUUUAUGAAACACCACUUUUAUUUUUUUUCUUGAUGUAAAAUUAACUGUAUGCAACGUUUAUCCGUUUUUUUUGUUUUUUAUAAUAACAGCAAUAUUUUCUCUUCUGGUCGGUGGUGCUUAAAUAACGUCAUUUCACUCGUUCCUCAAACACUCAAAAGUUUCUUCAGUUUCAGAAAGAUUCAGAUUCAGAGAUCAACAAAUGAUUAAUAGAUUCAGUCUUAAAAUGUUAAAGAAAGACAAUUUAAAAAAAACUUCCUUCAAAAUUCCCGAAAGCACAUUUUGACAUCUUCAAAUGAGCCAAAUAUUCCUGCUUGAGAAGCUGAAACAUGAAUUUUUUGGCAUCUUAGUUUUAAAAAAAUAUUUAAUUAUCAGUAUAAUCAUUUUGUUUGUAAAAUGUCUGCAUGUAGGUGAUAACUUCAAAUAUCAUUCCGACAAAAUUAAAGUUGCAACCAGUGUUUUUUUCGCCUUUUGUGUUUAAAAAUGAAAUAGUUGCAGAUGAAUUUUCUGAUUAAUUGAGUUAAUCUAAUCUGAAUCUCUUGGCACCGAAGUUUUAUAGAUUUAAAUCAGACUUGUGUUCAUUGUAAACAGUCCUGAUGUAAAAGCUUGAGGAGCCUCUUGAAGGACGAGUCUGUAGGAUUUAGUGCCAUCUAGUGGUGAAGCUGCAGAUUGCAACCAAUCAAAUACCCCCAUCCUCAGUGUAAUGCCCCUCUCUAGAGUCAGUGUUUGGUUUGUCCCUUCUGGGCUACUGUAGAAACUGAGGAUUCACUCCCUCUGUAGAUAUAAAGGCUCAUUCUAAGCUAACAAAAACACUAAUUAAAACACAAUUAUAAAUAUUAUAUUCCACUUCUGCUCCUGAGGCUUACACAUUUGUCCUUUUUUAAUAAACCAGAUGAAUCAUUAUUUCUGGUUUCAGAAGCAGAUUUAAGAACCACCGACCUGAUGUGAGACCAGCUAUCAUUCACUUUGUCUUGUUUGUGUUUGAGCCACAGAGUGAAAGCAUGAAUCUGUGGCGACUAAAGGUAACAAUGUAAAUAUGAUGUGACUGUUUGCCUUUUGUCUCUUUUUUUAAAAUUUUAUUUAAAUGGAAAAAUCAUAAAUAAUGUAAAUACAUCUUUCUAAUUCCAUCCCUCCAAAUGAAACGAGGCGUUUGAACUGCUGCCUUUUAUGUUUGUAGGAAAUGAAGCGUUGAAUUUGAUAAAGAUAUAAUAAACUGAA